This is a messenger RNA of Lactuca virosa, 420 nucleotides long. NCBI's taxonomy places the organism in Eukaryota, Viridiplantae, Streptophyta, Magnoliopsida, Asterales, Asteraceae. The record is from the annotation of a GenBank genome assembly.
AUGACUCUUGGCGAUCAGACCACUUCUGGUAUAUAUCAUAAAAUGCCGGUAGUUUCGAACAUUUUGGCAAACAUUGAGUCUCCAAUUCCCGAGAAAAUGCUUAUAAGUCAUCUCCUAAAUUCCUUGACUCCGUGUUUUGACGACAUUGCCACUGUCAUACGUCACCAAAAUCCCCUUCCAUCCUUAUUAAGAUCUCGAUUUAUGCUUACAUUAGAAGAAAAUCGCCUUAAUCGGAACCGCCCCAUGCAUGUCAUUCAUUCCGACCACUCGUCGUCUUAUACGGUGCUUCAUAUUGGGUCCUCAUCGCAGCCACAAGAUAAGUCAAACAACCACUCCUCUAACAACUGGAACAAGUCACACCAUCAUAACCAUGGAGACAAUCGCAUGCCAUAUAAUCUUGACAACCGCCGUCAUCAGUAG